Messenger RNA from Nicotiana attenuata, 681 nucleotides. RefSeq lists its product as uncharacterized. The transcript has 3 exons. The record is from RefSeq and is a predicted model, not a curated record. NCBI's taxonomy places the organism in Eukaryota, Viridiplantae, Streptophyta, Magnoliopsida, Solanales, Solanaceae. The coding region runs from base 1 to 681 and encodes 226 amino acids. Gene Ontology annotation, molecular function: nucleic acid binding. Gene Ontology annotation, biological process: DNA integration.
AUGGGCAUGAAGCUUAUCCCAUACAAGCAACAUGUGGAAGAUCUAAGCAAACGAUUCAAGUCUAUUGAAUUCAGGUACAUCCCUCGAUUCCACAAUGAGUUAGCUGAUGCGCUAGCUACCUUAGCGGCAAUGUUGCGAUAUCCGGGUAAUGUCCAUAUUGACCCAUUGGAGAUCCAAAUUCGAGAAAGACAUGUCACUUUCAAAGUCGUCACCAAGAAAGCGGUGGUAGACUUCGUACAUUCCAAUAUCAUUUAUCGUUUUGGUAUUCCUAAAACUAUCAUUACAGACAAUGCUGCAAAUCUGACUAGCCAUUUGAUGAGGGAGGCAUGCAAAAAAUUUAAGAUCACGCAUCGUAACUCUACCCCUUAUCGGCCUAAAGCUAAUGGUGAUGUUGAAGCAGUAAACAAGAAUAUCAAGAAGAACCUCAGGAAACUGAUCCAAAGUUCUAGACAAUGGCAUGAAAAGCUCCCUUUUGCAUUAUUAGGAUAUUGCACAACCGUGCGCACAUCAUUUGGGGCAACACCCUAUUUAUUGGUUUAUGGCACUGAAGCCGUAAUACUUGCAGAAGUUGAGAUUCCCUCUCUUCGAAUCAUUGUUGAAGCCGAGAUUAAGGAUGAUGAAUGGGUCAAGACCCAUUUAGAAUUAACCAUGAUUGACGAAAAGCGGAUGGUUAUACCUUAA